Messenger RNA from Onychomys torridus (southern grasshopper mouse), 1474 nucleotides. It is a transcript of the gene Fgb, whose product is annotated as fibrinogen beta chain. Gene Ontology annotation, biological process: platelet activation; blood coagulation; protein polymerization. The coding region runs from base 22 to 1455 and encodes 477 amino acids. Gene Ontology annotation, molecular function: signaling receptor binding. Gene Ontology annotation, cellular component: fibrinogen complex. The record is from RefSeq and is a predicted model, not a curated record. Lineage: Eukaryota; Metazoa; Chordata; Mammalia; Rodentia; Cricetidae. The transcript has 9 exons.
AAUUUCCAAAAAUCCAAAACCAUGAAGUAUCUAUGGCUGCUGCUGCUCUGUCUUUUCUCAGUUCAAACUCAAGCUGCUGAUGAUGACUACGCAGGCUUCUUGGAUGCCCGUGGACAUCGACCUAUUGACAGGAGAAAGGAACAGGCUCCUAGCCUGAGACCUGCCCCCGCUCCUAUCAGUGGAGGUGGCUAUCGAGCCCGUCCAGCCAAAGUGGUUGCCAGCCAGAAGAAAGUGGAAAGAGAAGCCCCUGAUGCAGGAGGCUGUUUUCACGCUGACAAAGACCAGGGAGUGUUGUGUCCUACAGGGUGUCAAUUGCAACAGACUUUGAUAAACCAGGAAAGGCCAAUCAAGGCGAGUGUUGCUGACUUAAAUAACAACAUACAGUCCGUUUCUGAGACCUCCUCCACCACCUUCCAGUACCUGACUCUGCUAAAAGACAUGUGGAAAAAGAAGCAGGCCCAAGUUAAAGAUAAUGAAAAUGUCAUAAAUGAGUAUUCCUCCAUUCUGGAAGACCAGAGAUUAUAUAUUGAUGAGACCGUGAAUGAUAACAUCCCCCUUAAUCUUCGUGUGCUCCGCUCAAUCCUGGAGAAUCUGAGAAGCAAAAUACAAAAAUUAGAAUCUGACAUCUCGGCUCAGAUGGAAUACUGUCGCACCCCAUGCACUGUCAGCUGCAAUAUUCCUGUAGUUUCUGGCAAAGAAUGUGAGGAUAUCAUUAGGAAAGGAGGCGAGACAUCUGAAAUGUAUCUCAUUCAGCCUGACAUCUCCAGCAAGCCAUACAGAGCCUACUGUGACAUGGAAACAGAAAAUGGAGGUUGGACACUCAUACAGAACCGUCAGGAUGGCAGUGUCGACUUUGGCAGGAAAUGGGACCCAUACAAAAAAGGAUUUGGAAAUAUUGCAACCAACGAAGAUGGGAAGAAGUACUGUGGCUUACCAGGUGAAUAUUGGCUUGGGAACGAUAAGAUUAGCCAGCUCACCAGGAUGGGACCCACGGAACUUCUGAUCGAAAUGGAGGACUGGAAAGGAGACAAAGUGAAGGCACGUUAUGGAGGGUUCACAGUGCAGAAUGAGGCUAGCAAAUACCAAGUCUCUGUGGACAAGUACAAAGGGACAGCUGGUAAUGCCCUCAUGGAUGGAGCCUCUCAGCUGGUGGGGGAAAACAGGACCAUGACCAUCCAUAAUGGCAUGUUCUUCAGCACGUACGACAGGGACAAUGAUGGCUGGUUAACUACAGAUCCAAAAAAGCAGUGCUCAAGAGAAGAUGGUGGUGGAUGGUGGUAUAACAGAUGCCAUGCAGCCAAUCCAAAUGGCAGAUACUACUGGGGUGGUGUUUACAGCUGGGACAUGUCCAAGCAUGGUACAGAUGAUGGUGUAGUGUGGAUGAACUGGAAGGGAUCAUGGUACUCCAUGAGGAAGAUGUCUAUGAAGAUCAGGCCCUUCUUCUCACAGCAAUAGUCCCCCAAAUGCAGACUUU